Etheostoma cragini (Arkansas darter) is the source of this 4266-nucleotide messenger RNA. RefSeq names its product nuclear FMR1 interacting protein 2 (gene nufip2). NCBI's taxonomy places the organism in Eukaryota, Metazoa, Chordata, Actinopteri, Perciformes, Percidae. Gene Ontology annotation, cellular component: nucleoplasm; cytoplasmic stress granule. The coding region runs from base 249 to 2186 and encodes 645 amino acids. Gene Ontology annotation, molecular function: RNA binding. The record is from RefSeq and is a predicted model, not a curated record. The transcript has 4 exons.
AAACAUGUAGCUAGAAAGAUAUGAAAGGUCCUGCAAAACAUCCCCUGUAUAACUGAGCACAAAUAGUAGACACAAAAUUUAGUGCUGGUGAUCACCCGAAACAGUGCCAUUUUUAGACGUUAGCUAGCUCUGCUGACGUUUACAGAGGCUUCAAACAGCUUCCGUUUACACUGGUAGUGAUUGGACUGUCCUGCACUUACCCCGUGAGCUAACAUAUUGGGUGAACAAGUCCGACAAUCUACACUUCAAUGGAGGAACAGCCCAAAGAUCGGGCACAAGAAAGGCAACAUCACCACCACCACCGAGAAGACAAACACUCUAUUCAACAUACAACUUGUUUAAAACAUGAUCAGAGCCACUUCCAGCGCCAGCAUCAGGAAACGCAGACGAAGAAAACAGGUUGGGCCAUCCGGAAAAGCAAUAAAAAAGUAAACAUCAGUGAGGAGGAGGGUGAGAAGAAUCCACAUCUAUCUGAUACUGUUGGUAUGUCGCAUCACCCCAACAGCAAUGGUAACCGACACACAAGUAAUACAAAUGUGAAGCAGAAGUCCACACAAAAGCUGUACACGACUGUUCAAAAAGUGAGCAGCAAAAGCUUGGAGCAUAAAGAUAUGGAACUUAAACAUGACAAGGAGAAGGCUCUGGAUUUGAAUUAUUUUGAGGGCGCGCUUUUGGAUAAGAAAGACUCAAUGUUGCUUCAAAAUGGUGUUGUAAACUGUGGCUUAAUUACAAAUGGCUACUCCAGCAAGGACAAUGAUGGCAGCGGCUCCGAAGGUGGAUAUACUACGCCGAAGAAACGCAAGGCCAGAUGUAACAACGGCAAGAACACUGAUUAUGUGAUAAGAGAAAAGGAGAAAGACAUGCAGCAAGGCAACACUACACAAGAGCACGGUGCUUUUAUUCUUGACACAACUGAGAAGGGAGUGACUUCUAGACUUGAUGGCAUUAGAGUUGCCCAUAAAGUAGAUGCUCAGUCAGCAGCUAGACGGGCUGUUGUGUCAGAGGCUUCAGUGGGUGAAUCUCAGAGGAAAAACUCUGAUGGCAAAACAGUUGGCACUUUUGGUAAAAAGACUGAGGAAAGGCACAAAGCCAAGCUUUCCUCACCUUCAAAAGAAGACUCAUGGACUUUGUUCAAGCCCCCUCCUGUAUUUCCUGUGGACAAUAGCAGUGCAAAAAUUGUUCCCAAGAUCAGUUAUGCAAGUAAAGUAAAAGAGAACCUCAACAAAGUAGCUCAAGGUGGAGGAGAGGCACUGCCUCCUCCUGUUAGACUGUCACAGGUCCCUAUGUCUGCUAUGAAAACGAUCACCUCAGCUAGCUUUACUAAUGGCCCAGUUUCCGGAAACGGCAACAACUGCCCAUCAGUGGGUACCUUCUUUGCUCCUGCUAGUAGUAUUCAAACAGCCCCAUCUAUCCCAAGUGGCGAGAAUGUAGCAUCUCCUUUGGAAAGUAACUGUAGCUCUACAACCAGUCCAGUAGAUGACGCAUAUGAGCUUAGAAAGUGUACUCUUUUAAUUUACCCCUUAAAUAUGCAACCUGUGCUCCCUAGUGCUCGUCACCUUGACCCCCCGGCUGCUCAGACAAAUCAGAAAGCCUUGGGAGAUAUCUUCCAGAAUCAGUGGGGGCUUUCUUUCAUCAAUGAGCCCAACUUGGGACCAGAAGGAGGGGGUGGCCAAGUGCCCACAGAGGACAAGUCUACUGUGGUCACACCUCAAAGCGAGUGUCAGGCUGUUGCAGCCAAGGCGGCCCAGCCCUGCUUUGAUGUAAGCUCAUCAUUCUUAGAGCCUGGCACUUUGGCUCAAGACCAUGAGAAAAGGACUUGUGCCCCUUGCAAUGUCUCUAAAACAUGUUCUCCUGCUUGUUUGAUGAGUGAGGAGGAGAACAAGCUGCAACCAUGUGGCCAGGAAAAGACAAAAGUUGAGGCUAAGGGUGCAGGGUCUGCUGUGUUGGCCCCCAGUAAAGACAUCGGUGCUAAGCCUGCACAGGGCCAGGUAACCACUGUGCUGUUUGGCUCAUCUAAACAACAGGCCCACUCUAAAGACAUUGGCAGAAGGUGUAGCUGGUCCUUUGAUAUUAAAGCUGCUGUCACUUAUCACACUAAAGAAAUGGAAUUCAUUUUCAACUUGCAAAAACAAGAUCCAAAAAGAGUAGUGGUUUAUGAUGAGACCAAGGAUGGACCUGAUCAGUGAGGUCAGUGGGCUACAGUGCUUCUCUUCUGAGUGCUGCGAUGAUCUACCUUGGGAAUCAUAAAUCCUGUUGAACAGAUAAAGUGACAACUGUGAAAACAUUGAUAGUUUAGCAUGGCGGAUUUUCCUUGGAAUCUCCGGUGGAAAUACCGACUUCUUUCGGGGGCAUCAGACAAACACGCACACACUCUGGAGGGACGUUAAAGGAGUUGAUCUGUGCCUCUCCAACACGACAAAUGGAACUUUGGAGCUGUGGUAGUUGUUUGUCUCAUGGCUCUUUAAGGAUGAUGUUCAGGAGUUCAACAAAGGAAGGUGUUAUGGAUUGCACCUCCCUAAGCCUUUAUCCUGUUGAACUGCGGCAACCGUCAGUCUGACUAUGGGAUGCCUCAGUCAUUUUCUUUCUUCGCGUUCAAAUAAGUUCAUUGGAUAUGUUAGACGUUAUACAUACACAUCUGUGUGCAAGCUUGAAUUCAUCGUGGAAGAAAGGAGAACACUUUGCAAAGAAUGCCUUGGAAGUUAUGGAAUUAAGAUCAUUGAGAGUUAAACUGUAAGUUAAGUGGAAGCUCAUAGGUGAGGCGCCAUACAGGAAGGGAAAACCUUGUCUUAAGUCCUUUUAGGGAAUAUAAGAGCCCAGAAAUUAAAUACUUGUUUUUUUUCUUUCAUACUGUUUUGUCUGCCCUAACUUGAGUGUUAUCCACACUGCAGUUUGACCCCAGAGCACAGGUACAGAAGUGCCCAAUUUAAAGAAAAGCUAUGCCCCUUCAUUUUUAAUGUUUAUUUACAGUUGUACUCAAGAUUUUAAAAUCAGGUCUCAGUAAAAGGAAAAAGCUUUUCCUCUUAAAGCUUUUAAUACAUUGCAUGCAUAUUGUUAUAAGGUCAGUGCAGACUGUUCUUAAAUUCUGAUUCAUAUAAACCCUUUAGUAUAUGAAUGCUGAUUUUAGGAAUUAACUGAGUAAUGCAUUAAGAGGCAUUGCUACCAAUAAGGUCUUCUGCGAGUUGUGCUAUUUGUUCAGCAGUAAGACUCAGGAUGUCUGCAUUCAUUUCUAUGUAAAAACUGUUCAAUUCCUCUCUUCAAAGGAACAUGAGUUGCGUUUUACAACUGAGAUUUUUGUUUUGUUUUUCCUGACUCAGCAUUUGGUCUUUACUUUUCUGUCUUAUGUCAUUGUAUUUCUUGCAUGGUUUCUUGUGGAAAUGAAUGAGUUGUAAGUCACUGUUCAUUGCCAUACAAAGAUAACUGCAACACAACAACAAUUGCAAUACUAAUCUAGGUUCCCCUACUAGCCACUUUGUCAAACUGUGUUGAAAUGUGAAAAUGAGUUGUACUAUUAUGUUUUUAUUGUUAACAUUUUACAUUUGCAAACCAGUGUGCAAUAACACCGUGUGAUCCAUACAAUGUGUGAAAUGGGUUAUACGGAGCUACAAAAUCAUCACCCAAGAUGCUGGUUGGGUUUGUUCAAAAAUGUUCAAGGUGCGUUUUCAUUUUGUUGCACAAAUUCUUAAGUGGUCUUUGCUAAAGAGCUCACGUUGAAAGAUCUAAUUAAAUCUAGGAAGCCCAAAUUUGCUAACUGGCCAGCUGUGACUUAUCUUUCAUCAACAUCUCCAAAUCAGGAUUGGGUUAUUCAACAUAAUAAAAGGAACUGUCCAGGUUUCUUUUCUCUAGAAGAUAUGAUUUGGUUAAAUUGUGGAUUACUAGCACUUUAUGUAAACUAAUUGCUUUUAUCUUUUAAUUCCUAGAGAGAGAUAUAUGUGUAGUGACUGAGAAAUACUCCUUAACAGAAUGGCUCUGGGCUGUUACUUUUCAGAAAAAAAACAGUUAAGAAAUACAAAUUUAUUAUAUUUAACUCAGGUAGUGUUGAUAAAGCCAUGACUAUGUUAAGUAUUGUUUUUGCCAAAUGGCCCCUGUCAUGUUAUGUUCUCAAAUUGAAAUUGUUGAAUUGGAGUCCAACUAUAUUGUCUCAUAUGAUGUUAUGACAAAACACCAAAUAUUUUGAGGAAAACUGUCAUGGCAUGCAAGGUGCUGUCAUUGUCAUUUUGGGCUCUAAAAACUAUACGUGUUCCGGUUUAUUUACCCUUUAAAAAAACA